Messenger RNA from Teleopsis dalmanni, 4141 nucleotides. RefSeq names its product 5-oxoprolinase-like. Gene Ontology annotation, biological process: glutathione metabolic process. Lineage: Eukaryota; Metazoa; Arthropoda; Insecta; Diptera; Diopsidae. Bases 191 to 4087 code for a protein of 1298 amino acids. The transcript has 8 exons. Gene Ontology annotation, cellular component: cytosol. Gene Ontology annotation, molecular function: 5-oxoprolinase (ATP-hydrolyzing) activity. The record is from RefSeq and is a predicted model, not a curated record.
ACAGUGUGAACAUCGCCUAAUUUCGUUUGUUUAUCUUUUGCACUGAAAAAAAUUCAGUUUUUCUUAUCAAUUUCGUGACAACGAUAUAUAUUGUACAUAAUGUUUAUAUAUAUGUAUGUAAGGAUGUGCCACCAAACAUUAGUUUUUCAACAAGUGUUGAAGAAGUAUCAACUUAAAGUGCAAAGAAAAAAUGGUUAAGCAGGCUGCAAAUGAAAAAAGCAAAAAAUUUAAUUUUGCAAUUGAUCGCGGCGGCACCUUUACAGAUAUAAUAUGUAUGUGCCCCGACGGAAAAGUAAAAACAUUAAAAUUACUAUCUGAAGAUCCAGCACGAUAUAGUGAUGCUCCACGUGAAGGCAUACGACGUAUCUUAAAGGAGGAAACGGGAUGCGAUACAACUGCUUCAGGGCUAGUUGAUACAUCAUCAAUUGGCUGGGUACGUAUGGGAACAACUGUUGCUACAAAUGCACUACUUGAACGUAAAGGUGAUCCAGUUGCAUUAGUGGUGAAUAAAGGCUUUAAAGAUUUACUUUAUAUUGGUAAUCAAGCUCGUCCAAAGAUUUUUGAACUCAACAUACGUAAGCCUUCUAAUUUAUAUAAAGUUGUAGUGGAGGUAGAUUGUCGUAUAGUCCCAGAACAACAGGAGCGCUGUCAGCUAAAAAAUAAAUGGAAAGUGUUAACAGGAGCAGCUGGUGCAAAAUAUCUUGAAAAAAAUUCAGUUGAUGAAACUGCAAUACGCACAGCUUUACAGCAAGUUCGUCAGCAAGGAAUUCAAUCACUAGCCGUAGUUCUGGCACAUAGUUAUGCUUGUCCAGAGCAUGAACUCCGCAUUGGUGAAAUUGCGCGUGAUAUUGGUUUUACUCACAUAACCCUUUCGCAUCAAGCAAUGCCUAUGUGUCGUUUGGUGGCACGCGGAUUCACAGCCUGUGCCGAGGCAUACCUAACGCCACAUGUGAAACGUUAUUUAGAAAGUUUUAAAUCUGGUUUUGAAAAUCAACUUGCUGGAGUCGAUGUACUUUUUAUGCAAUCGGAUGGUGGUUUAACUCAAAUGGAUAAUUUUCGUGGUGCUCGGGCAGUUUUAUCGGGUCCAGCUGGUGGUGUUGUUGGUUAUGCUGUUACUGGAGCGCGUGAAACAGAUUUACCACUUAUCGGAUUUGAUAUGGGUGGCACUUCAACAGAUGUUUCAAGAUUUGCUGGGACAUAUGAGCAUGUGAUAGAAAGCACUACAGCAGGUGUUACAAUACAAGCACCACAGUUAGAUAUUAAUACUGUGGCAGCUGGUGGCGGUUCACGUUUAUUUUUCCGUUCGGGUCUCUUUGUAGUUGGCCCUGAAUCUGCUGGAGCUCAUCCCGGUCCAACUUGCUAUAAGAAAGGCGGUCCGUUAACGGUUACUGAUGCUAACUUAGUACUGGGCAGAAUUUUGCCGCAAUACUUUCCUAAAAUAUUCGGUCCCAAAGAGAACGAACCUUUAGACUAUUUAGAGACAAAAAGAAAUUUCGAAAAACUUCAAGUUACCAUUAAUGAUUAUUUAGCGACCACUGAAGAGAAAAACCAUAUGUCAAUAGAAUCAAUUGCUUUGGGAUUUAUACGCGUAGCAAAUGAAGCUAUGUGUCGUCCAAUACGUGCUUUGACACAAUCGCGUGGUUUGGACACAUCACGACAUGUGUUGGCUUGUUUUGGCGGUGCUGGUGGCCAGCAUGCAUGCUCAAUUGCUCGAGAAUUGGGCAUAAGUAAGGUUGUAGUUCAUAAAUAUGCUGGUAUUUUAUCUGCUUACGGCAUGGCACUUGCUGAUGUAGUGCAUGAAACUCAGGAGCCGUGUGGCUUAGUUUUUAAUGAUGAAAAUGCUGGAAUUUUUGAAGAACGUUUAAAUUUGCUUUCAGAAGAAUGUACAUCUUCGCUAAAGCAGCAAGGUUUUCAAAAUAUUUCCCUGAAACCAUUUUUACAUUUACGCUACGAAGGAACUGAUUGCGCGCUCAUUUGUUCACCUGCUUCAUCAAGCAAAACUGACAAUAUUUUAUUAAAAAAAUAUGGUGACUUUUACACCACAUUUUUAGAGCGUUAUAGAUCUGAAUUUGGUUUUGUUCUACAAAAUCGCUCAAUUAUAGUAGAUGAUAUAAGAGUACGUGGUCUGGGUAUUAACGAUACUCCUCCAGAAUUGCCGAUCGGAGUAGCAGAUAAUAAGACGCCACAACCAGAAACUUAUACUCAAAUUUAUUUCGACAUGGGGGUAUUUAACUCACCGGUAUAUCUUACUAAAGAUCUACUUGCAAAUCAUGUAAUAAAUGGGCCUGCUAUACUAAUUGAUCAGUUAUCAACAAUUCUUGUUGAACCAAAUUGCACGGCCGAAAUCACGCGUUUAGGGGAUAUAGUGAUAAACGUCACUACAAGUGGAACCACUAUCGUUGAUGAUAAACUUGACGCGAUACAAUUAAGCAUAUUUAGUCAUCGCUUCAUGAGCAUCGCUGAGCAAAUGGGAAGAGUUCUUCAACGUACUUCAAUUUCAACUAAUAUUAAAGAACGUCUCGAUUUUUCUUGCGCCUUAUUUGGGCCUGAUGGUGGUUUAGUCAGUAAUGCCCCUCAUAUACCCGUUCACUUGGGUGCCAUGCAGGAGACUGUACAAUAUCAACUAAAACAACGUGGUGAAACAUUGAAAAAUGGUGAUGUUAUUCUCUCUAACCAUCCACAAGCUGGUGGAUCCCAUCUCCCUGACUUAACUGUAAUAACACCCGUUUUUUAUCAAAAUGAACUGAAACCAGUUUUUUUCGUUGCUUCACGUGGUCAUCACGCCGACAUAGGUGGAAUAACACCUGGCUCAAUGCCGCCACAUUCCACUUCACUUUCACAAGAAGGUGCUGCAUUCAAAUCUUUCCUUAUAGUUGAAAACGGCAUAUUUCAGGAAGAGCAAGUUGUUGAACGCUUUACAACCCCAACUGGUGCAAAAGGUGCUACAGGCACGAGAAAUUUGUCAGAUAAUAUAUCUGAUUUAAAAGCACAAAUUGCUGCAAACCAAAAGGGCAUACAGUUGGUUUCAGAGUUGAUCGAUAGCUAUGGUCUACAUGUAGUACAAUCCUACAUGCGCUAUAUACAACAAAAUGCGGAAGUGGCGGUAAGGGAUAUGUUGAAGCAAAUAGCAAGGGAUACAUUACAACGCACUGGUACAACAGUACUAGAAGCAGUAGAAUGUAUGGAUGAUGGUUCACCAAUAAAAUUAUGUGUUACUAUUGAUGCAGAAAAUGGUUCUGCACUUUGUGAUUUUACUGGAUCUGGUGUCGAAGUAUGGGGCAAUUGCAAUGCACCGAGAGCAAUUACACUUUCAGCUCUCAUAUAUUGUUUACGUUGUAUGGUGGGUUAUGAUGUACCACUCAAUCAAGGCUGCCUUGCGCCUAUAAAAAUUAUCAUACCUAAAAACUCUAUACUUGAUCCUUCUGAGGGUGCAGCAGUAGUUGGAGGAAAUGUAUUAACCUCACAACGUAUUGUUGAUACUGUAUUGAAAGCAUUUAAUGUUUGUGCAGCCUCACAGGGUUGUAUGAAUAAUAUUACUAUUGGUGAUGAAAUGUGGGGCUAUUAUGAAACAGUAGCCGGAGGUAGUGGUGCAGGACCAACAUGGAAUGGUGUUGGUGGUGUGCAUACACAUAUGACAAAUACACGCAUAACUGAUCCAGAAAUACUUGAAUCACGUUAUCCAAUAAUUUUAAAUCGUUUCUGUUUACGUUCUGAUAACUCUGGUGGGUAUGGGCAGUUUUAUGGUGGCGAAGGAAUUGAAAGAGAGCUACUAUUUCGUAAAGCAGUCACUUUAUCAGUGCUUACCGAAAGGCGUACACUGCAACCUUAUGGAUUGGAUGGUGGUUCACCUGGCAAAUGUGGACUUAAUUUGUUACAGAAGAGUGAUGGACGCAUUAUUUCACUCGGUGGAAAAACAUGUAUUGAUGUAGAAACUGGAGAUAUAUUUUCAAUGAAAACGCCUGGAGGAGGAGGUUAUGGUAAAGCUACUUCUAACUCACAAGCAUUGAUUGACAAAAACACGAAUGCACAGCAAUUUACUGAACGAGGCACAGUUUAUGAAUAUCGUCAGGCGCAAGAGUCAGCUUAAAAAAUUCUUUGAAGUUAUUUUUUUUUAAGUUGGAAUUUAAAUCAUGCAAGUGCA